Messenger RNA from Phragmites australis (common reed), 973 nucleotides. RefSeq names its product endonuclease 2-like. NCBI's taxonomy places the organism in Eukaryota, Viridiplantae, Streptophyta, Magnoliopsida, Poales, Poaceae. Gene Ontology annotation, biological process: DNA catabolic process. Gene Ontology annotation, molecular function: endonuclease activity; nucleic acid binding. The coding region runs from base 90 to 953 and encodes 287 amino acids. The transcript has 9 exons. The record is from RefSeq and is a predicted model, not a curated record.
CUGCAUAGAUUGAUCUGUCCGUGUUCUUGCCUGUCUUGUCCGUCUUCCUGUUCGUCCUCGUCUCCCUCUCGCUCCUCAGGUAAGUCAGGAUGCAGCCGACUGCAACGCUUCCACUGCUGUUGUUGCUGCUUUUGGCUUCGCUCCCGGCUCUGUCACACGGCUGGGGAGUCGAUGGCCAUCUCAUGGUCUGCCAGAUCGCACAGGGCCGUCUGAGUGGCGCGGCCGCGGCGGCGGUGAAGGACCUGCUGCCUUCGUACGCCGGCAACAACCUGAGCAGCCUCUGCUCCUGGACCGACGACGUCAAGUUCAGGUACCCCUGGUCGUCGCCGCUCCACUACAUCGACAUCCCCGACGAUCUCUGCAGCUACAGCUACGAGAGAGACUGCAAGGAUGAGGAUGGCAUCAAGGACCGGUGCGUCGCGGGCGCCAUCAACAACUACACCUCUCAGCUCCUGACUUACGGAAAAUCUUCUUCUCCACAGUAUAACCUGACACAAGGACUCCUGUUCCUUUCACACUUCAUUGGAGACAUACACCAGCCACUUCAUGUGGGGUUUACCUCUGACAAAGGAGGGAACACCAUCGAUGUCCACUGGUAUACAAGGAAGACUGUUCUACACCAUGUUUGGGACACGAACAUCAUCCAGAGGGCUGAGGACAACUUCUACGGCGACGGUGUGGCCGAUUUUAUUGACACGCUGACGAAAAACAUAACGGGAGAAUGGUCGGAGCAAGUGCCUAGCUGGGAAGAAUGCGGCAAAAACCGAACUGCAUGCCCAGACAUAUAUGCAUCUGAGAGUAUCACUGCAGCAUGCGUCUGGGCGUACAAGGGUGUGAAGGAAGAUUCAACCCUAGAAGAUGCCUAUUUCUCGAGCAGACUGCCGGUCGUCAAUCUGAGGCUAGCGCAAGGCGGCGUUCGAUUAGCUGCCACUUUGAACAGGAUAUUCAGUUAACGAUGCAAUACGUUCUCUAU